AUGACUACCUACUUUGAUCCAACCAAGCCCAUUGACGACGAAACCGUCUGGUUUCCUCGGGGCAUGCUCAUUGAUAAAAAAACGCAGAAGCUGAGGCCCGGGCCGCAUGUCCCAAGAUCCGGUUAUGAUGAUGAUGGCGACCAGAUCUUCAUCCUCGAAAAGGGCCAAAUGCACGCGCUCUGCAGAUUUCUGUGGACGGGAAAGCUGCUCCCAACCGAUCGCGAUCAAUAUGUUCGCUAUCUGGGGCUUGUCGAUACGUCUGUGAUCAGCAAGGCAGUGUGGUCCGAGAUUGACAACCUGAUUGGCACUUAUACAAAGAUCUCCAAGGACUGCACAGAGUUCAAGGACGAGACCUGGGACAAACUCACCGUUCUCGCUGGCGUCAUCAAGACAUAUUCCGCCAUCGCCGGCGGAACGGGAACGAGCUCCUACUAUCAAGCCAUGCUGGAAUGGGUCGGGCAGUACAACGAUGAGAAGAAUAAGACUGAUCCAGACCAGAGCGUGCUUGACGAGCUGUCCGAGAGCAUCAAGUCCGCCAUUGACGACGAGCAAAAGAAGAUCACGCUCAUCCAGGAACAGGUCAGCAAGGCCCUGGAAGCCCUGAGCACAUUCCACGAUAACUGCAAGGUCUACGAGACUACGAUCCAGGGAGAUGAGAAGUCCCUGCAGGAGCUUUUGGACAAAGAAGGCAACAAUGUCGACCAAUUGCAGGCCCAGAUUGACGCGGACAGGGCCGAUAUCAAGGACGCUCAGACGAGAAUCGACGAAGACUGCGUAUUACGUCUGGAUACCGUUUUGCCGUACGAAUACAGCGUCCCCAUUGGAACUAUUGCUGGCGCCGUCAUCGCAAGUCAGGCCGAAGACGACAUUGAAAGGCUGGAGAAGAAGAUCAAGGACACCCAGGCGGCUCUGGCAGCAGACGAAGCGAAGCUGUUUGCCGCCAAGACCUUGCAGGCAGACAUCACAUCCAUGAGGGGCCAAGUCACGGACCUCCUCGACAUUAUUGCGCCUGCAAUUGUUACGCUCGAGGCGCUCCAGGGGGCCUGGGCGGGAAUGGGCGCCGACUUGCAGACGCUCUACGACUUGUUUGCCGACAGCGCCGACAGCAUUCCGCCGAUGCUUCUCGAGAAGCGGCAGCUCGAGACGAUUGUCGAGGCGUGGAACGAUUUGAAGGAAUACUCUGGGAGGUACAUUGAAAACUCCUUCAUGAGCGAGGAGCCGAAGAAGCAGACUAUGCAGGAUUGGCUCGAUGAUGCGAAGAAGUACUUGGGGGAGGCCAAGCGUCAGCGUGCCCUGAAGAUGAAUUAA
Trichoderma reesei QM6a is the source of this 1308-nucleotide messenger RNA. RefSeq lists its product as uncharacterized. The transcript is spliced from 6 exons. The record is from RefSeq and is a predicted model, not a curated record. NCBI's taxonomy places the organism in Eukaryota, Fungi, Ascomycota, Sordariomycetes, Hypocreales, Hypocreaceae. The coding region runs from base 1 to 1308 and encodes 435 amino acids.